AUGGCACUCUUCGGGUUCAGCUGUUGCCUGGGUGCUCGCUUCUUUGGUGACGUCGGCCGACGGGUUAAUGUGGACGUUGAUCCCCAUAUUGCCCGAGAACUAAUUGUCAUUCUUAAUGUUUACCGCUGUUUCGUUGACCCUUUCCAUGGGUGCCUCUGCCUCCAUUCAGCUACAAUUCUACGCCUUCAACUCACAGCUCUACUGCAACUUUUCGGCAGCUGUCUCGCAACCAAACGGACUGGCGGCAGUUUCCGUGCUGUUAAAGGUGAGGAAGAGCCCUGGCAUAUUGUCCCUAAGCAGCACUUGCUUAAUGGUCCGCCUUUUUUAAGCUAA
Messenger RNA from Protopolystoma xenopodis, 333 nucleotides. The record is from the annotation of a GenBank genome assembly. Lineage: Eukaryota; Metazoa; Platyhelminthes; Monogenea; Polystomatidea; Polystomatidae.